CACGUCUUCUUCGGCGCGUGUUUUUGCGCCAGCUGCAGCCGCUUUACGUCAGCCGUAAAGCAAUGGACUAGAUGACAAUAAUGAUAGGAGAUAACUGAACCCUGUAACGCUACUUUACGGGAUUUCGUCCAUCUGAAGCGGUUCGUUCCCCUUUGAGUUCACUAUUUUCAAUUUACCAAACCCCUCCCUCGUCGCCACGUCUCAGUAAAAGGCUUUAUUAGGACUCAGUGUCGCUCUGUGAGGCGAGAGACGCGACGGGAGCCAGUGGAAGAAGAAUCGCUUUUAGCCAGUCAUUGCCAUGGCCUCCGAAAGCGGCGAGAGCAACAUGGAUAGAGAAAUGAUCCUGGCCGACUUUCAGGCUUGCACUGGAAUUGACAACAUUGCAGAGGCAAUCACUCUGUUAGAGCUUAAUAACUGGGAUUUAGUGGCAGCCAUCAACGGAGUGAUACCACAGGAGAAUGGGAUUUUACAAAGUAACUUUUCCAGUGAGGCGAGCCAGUCCAGCAUGUUCGGUCCUCCGAGCCAAUCAGAAGCAGCCGAUGCAGCAGCAGGAGGUUCAGUUCCUCCCCCCUCCUCUUCGUCUUCGUCCUCCUCUCCUGCAUCGUCCUCGACUUCAGCUUUUUGCCCCGUCAACCCCACCUCCCGACACAUUGUAGAGCGCCAGCCCCGGAUGCUCAACUUCAGGGUGGAGUACCGGCAGCGCACUAUAGAGCUGGUACUGGAGGAAGGCAGCACAGUCGGAGAAAUCAAACAAAUCCUCGAGACAGAGCUUGGGAUUCAAGCGUCCAAAAUGCAGCUGAAGGGAUGGAAGAGCGGAGAUGUAUCCGAUAGUACGGUGAUGAGAAGUUUACACCUGCCCAAGAACAACAGCCUGUAUGUCCUGACUCCAGACAUCGCCCCUACUGCCAGCACCAGCAAAAACAGCGAUCUCCCAGAUUCGUUAAACCAGAACUUCCUGUUGGUCAUCAGCCACCGCGAGGCCCAGAGGGACUACAGUCUCAACUUCCCCGGCUCCAGAACCAUACAGGAGGUGAAGAGAAACGUUUCCGACUUGACCAACAUCCCAGUCCGACAUCAACAGUGGGACGGGUGGCCCGUGUCAGCGUCCGAUGACUCUAUGACGCUAGCUGUCUCUGGGAUCAGCUAUCCUUGCCAUCACCUCAGUGUUUGCCGAAGGUCCUCACCAGCCAAUUCCCAGGAACCCACAGAAGAGUGUGCAGAUGUCCAUAUGGUCAGCGACAGUGAGGGGGAUGAUUUUGAGGAUGCAUCAGAGUUUGGUGUGGACGAUUCAGAGAUGUUUGGAAUGGGCUCUUCUACCUGUCGGAAGGCACCUAUGAUGCCAGAGAAUAGUGAGAACGAAGCUGAUGCCUUACUGCACUUUACUGCCGAAUUUUCUUCAAGGUAUGGAGAGACCCACCCAAUGUUCUUCAUUGGGUCUUUGGAGGCGGCGUCUCAAGAGGCCUUCUAUGGCAAAGCCAGAGAUAGAAAGCUUCUGGCCAUCUACCUCCACAAUGAUGACAGUGUCCUCAGCAACGUCUUCUGCUCCCAAAUGAUGUGCGCUGACUCCAUUGUCUCCUACCUGAGCCAGAACUUCAUCACAUGGGCCUGGGAUGUCACUAAAGAAGCUAACAAAGCCAGACUACUCACCAUGUGUACGAGGCACUUUGGCAGUGUGGUGACACAGACCAUACGGACAUACAAGACAGACCAGUUCCCCCUGCUCCUUAUAGUCAUGGGCAAACGCACAUCCAAUGAAGUUCUAAAUGUUAUUCAAGGCAAUACGACAGUGGACGAGCUGAUGAUGAGGUUAAUGGGAGCAAUGGAGAUCUUCACAGCACAACAACAAGAGGACAUCAAAGAUGAGGACGAGCGUGAGGCGAGAGAGACCGUGAAGAGAGAACAGGACGAGGCCUACCGCGUGUCUUUAGAGGCUGACCGUAAAAAGAGAGAAGCCCAAGAGAAAGAAGAGGCCGAGCAGGUUCGCCUGGAACGGAUGAGAAAGGAGCAGGAGGAUGAGAAGGAGGCAAUCCGCUUGUCAUUGGAGCAGGCCCUACCGCCAGAGCCCGACGAGGAUUCAGGAGAGCAAAUCAGCAAACUGCGAGUCCGCACACCAAGUGGCCAGUUUCUGGAAAGGCGUUUCCAGGGCAGCUGUAAGCUUCAGGUCCUCUUCGACUUUGUGGCCUCCAAGGGGUACCCCUUCGAAGAGUUCAAGCUCCUCACCACCUUCCCUCGUAAAAAUAUCACCCAGUUGGAUCCGGGGUCGACUCUGCUGGAGGCCAAGUUGUUUCCGCAGGAGACGCUCUUUCUGGAGGCUAAAGAAUAGGAACUGGUCCUCUGAUAGCUGAGAGGACCGACUGACUGACUGAUGAACUGGCUGGACACACACUAGUCACCGAGCAUGGGCCCCACCAGUCCGGGCCUACACACACACACACACACACACACACACACACACACACCAACACACACCAACACACAAAACCAAUCCUCUCAGACGUACAUAGACACACUGGCAUGCACGUCCAGUGACACACAAGUGCAAGUAAGCUUCUCUGCCCUCGGCCUGGUCGUGGCACAUGAAUGCCUAGUGUACACGUGUUGCACAGAGGAGCAAAGACAGUAUCACAAGCACACAGCCAAACAUUCACCUCCCCCAAACCUCUCUCUCUCUCUCUCUCUCUCUCUCUCUCUAUCUCUAUCUCUCUCUCUCUCUCUCUGUCUCUCACAUUUCACCUCUCCACGUUCCCCGACAACACAGUACAAUACCAGAAUCGAGAGACUGAAAAGACAAAUCUUUGUCACAGGAAAAAAAAAAAAAAAAAAAAACUUGGACUUGUUCCCCUUGUGUCCACAUUCAACACACCAAGGCUGCUUUUUUAGAACAUGUUUUUUUUGUGUUUGAAAUCAGAAAAAUGCUAAAAAAAAAAAUGGAAAUAAAAUAAACAGCAAAGAAGAGAUGUUGCCUGGCAGAAGUCAGGGCUGUUUCAUCUCCACCUGUAUUUCCUCCCUUAACCUUCCCAAACUCCACUUUCUGUCCCCUCCCGCCCCGUCUUCCACCCCUGCAUCCCUCCGUCUGCUGUCUUUGGUGGGGAUGAGACGUGAUGGGACACCUGCAGCAUCUGCAGUGUCCCCUCAGUCUCCUUUCCACCUGGUUUUAACACCCACUGCUCCACAGGCCAGCGGAUUGCUCAGUUUUCAGUUAUUAUUUUUCUUUUUUUUUUUCUCUUGAUCCUUUUUAAGUUUGAUGCUGUAUUAGUUUUAGUUUGAUAUACAUUAUAUAAAAUAUAUGAAUA
Molecule: messenger RNA, 3293 nt
Organism: Anoplopoma fimbria (sablefish)
Lineage: Eukaryota; Metazoa; Chordata; Actinopteri; Perciformes; Anoplopomatidae
Gene: faf1
Product: Fas (TNFRSF6) associated factor 1
Exons: 19
Coding region: 299-2323 (674 amino acids)
Cellular component (GO): nucleus; endoplasmic reticulum
Molecular function (GO): NF-kappaB binding; ubiquitin binding
Source: RefSeq, a predicted model, not a curated record